Conger conger (European conger) is the source of this 5411-nucleotide messenger RNA. RefSeq names its product plakophilin-3-like. Gene Ontology annotation, molecular function: cadherin binding. Gene Ontology annotation, biological process: cell-cell junction assembly; cell-cell adhesion. The record is from RefSeq and is a predicted model, not a curated record. The coding region runs from base 254 to 2776 and encodes 840 amino acids. Lineage: Eukaryota; Metazoa; Chordata; Actinopteri; Anguilliformes; Congridae. The transcript has 13 exons. Gene Ontology annotation, cellular component: nucleus; adherens junction; cytoplasm.
AGUUUAGCUUCACUACCGUGCCGAAAGGAGAAGGGUGGAUCUGACAGCACUGAGGAGAGACCAAAUUCCGUGCGCACUUUCCGUCCGUUUUCCGUCUGGCUUGGUUUUAUCGAUUUAUAUCCAGCAGAUAUAAACCAGCCUUGGAUAUUGAAACGGAACUGGGUUUAUAUACAGGACGGAGACAACAGAACUGUCUGGAAGAAAUACUUUACUCCGCGGAUUGUAAUACUACCUUCCUCCGGCAAACCACGAGAUGAGUGCGAAUGUCCCCUCAGAGAAUGCGUUUCUGUCUGCUCUACAGCCCCAUACUUCCGUGAGUACUUAUGCUGUCCCCUCCGAGGUCCAACUCGGACAUGGAGGCACAGUCUCGGACGAGGUCGCCAAGGCGAAGAGGGUGCAACAACAGGUUCAGAUGCGCCUCGCUGAAAAAUUUACGUCUUUACCACGGGCAAACGGUUCCAGCUCGCAUUACGCAUCAUCAGAGUAUGGUGGCUCCAAGAUGAAAUAUUCAACUUACAACCCGGGAUUCAGCUCCAAGUCCCACAUGUACACUGCGGGGAGCAGGACUAUUGCGGUCCCGCGGAUGUCCCAGAACUCGGCGGGCUUCUCCUCGCGGUCGGCCAUGGAGAUGGGCCCCCGUCUGAAGAUGAGCAUGGGGGGCGGGGCCUAUCACCACGACGACAUGCGCGUGGGCGGCGGCCAGCACAGCUACAAGCAGGUGAUGACUCGCACCAUGAGCCGGCAGGAGCCCGAGACGCUGUCCGUGCGCUCCCUGCGGCUGCACAACCAGCACCCCAUGCACAUCCCUGGCUGGAUGGGGCCGGGGCAGGAGGGCAGCGAGGGCAGCCUGCUGUCCGACCGCGACGCCACCUACCAGCGCCAGGCCUCCUACGGCCUGAGCAACGGGUACGCGCAGGUGCGGCAGGGGUCCGUGUCCAGUCCCGCGUCCGGGUUCGGCUCCAUGCGCCGCUCUCUCAGCGGGACCCUGGCGCGCGGGGGCGGCGGGGGCGCCCCGGAGAUGGAGACGGUCCAGCACUACCAGUCCUUCAAGGGCCCGGCGCACCGCACCAUCAACCGCAUCGCCAACCGCAACCGCCUGAGCAUGGGCUCGGUGUCGGGCACGGGCACGCUGCAGCAGCAGUUCUCCAGCGGCGGGAGCAGCUACGGCGGGGGCUCCAUGAUGGUGAUGGGCGGCGGGUCCCAGGGCUUCAUGCAGCAGGGGCCCGCCAUACACCGCGCCAUGUCCAUCAAGAGCAUGCGCAGCGUGGGCCGGGGAGAGGACGUGGUGGACAGCCAGAUGAUGGGCAGCAUGGGCAACCUCAGCGGGUUCAACAGCAUCGACAUGCCCACUGCAAUCAGCUACCUGACCACAGAGGAAGCGGACCUGAAUGUGCAAGGAGCGGCCUACAUCCAGCACGAGUGUUACCAUAACAAUGAUGCCAAAAAUCAGGUGCGGCUCCUGAAGGGGAUCCCCAUGCUGGUGCAGCUCUUCAACAGCGAGAACCAGGAGGUGCAGCGCUACGCCACUGGCGCCAUGCGCAACAUCAUCUACGAGAACCUGGACAACAAGGCCGCGCUGAUCGAGGCAGGCGGCAUUCCCCAGCUCACCUCUGCGCUCAAGGAGCAGGACGACGAGCUGCACAAGAACAUCACCGGGAUCCUGUGGAAUCUGUCCUCGAAAGACAGCCUGAAGGAGAAGCUGGCGAGGGAGGUGCUGCCCCAGCUCACGGAGAAGAUACUGGUCCCGCUGUCCGGGAGUGGAGGCUCUGAUGUGAUCCAGCAGACUCCCUCAGAGGCGGACAUUUUCUACAACACCACGGGCUGCCUCAGGAACCUGAGCUCCGUGAAUGAAAAGACGCGGGACCAGAUGCGUGGGACUACAGGCCUGGUGGAUGCCCUGGUGGGCUACAUCCAGAACUCCCUGGCCGAGAGCAAGGUGGAGGACAAGGGGGUUGAGAACGCCGUGUGCGUGCUGAGGAACCUGUCCUACCAGCUGUACGGCGAGAUGCCGCCCUCUAUCCUGCAGAGACUGGAGGGUCCCACCAGGGGGCAGGACAGUGGCAAUUACGAAGCCAUCGGCUGCUUCACGCCCAAGAGCAAGAAAGCCAAGAAUCGGCAGAACCAGGACCUGUCCACGUUCACCGAGGUGGCCAAGCAGCCCCGGGGCCAGGAGUGGCUGUGGCACCCCCAGAUCGUGGGGCUUUACAACCGCGUGCUGCAGCAGUGCGAGAUCAACACCACCACGCGCGAGGCCGCGGCCGGGGCCCUGCAGAACGUCACCGCCGGGGAGAAGAGGUGGGCGUCGGUUCUGAGCCGGGUUGCCAUGGAGCAGGAGCGCAUGGUGCCCGUGGUGAUCGACCUGCUGCGCACCCACAGCGACCUGGAGCUGCGCUCGCUAACGGGCUUCCUGAGGAACCUGUCCCGCCACGCCCGAGACAAGAAUGACAUGGCGACCAAAGUGGUGGGAAACCUGGUGUCCAAGCUGCCGAGCGACGGUCACCAGAAGGAGCCGUCCAGCGAUGUGGUGGUCAACAUUUGUGGGGCCCUCAACAACCUGGUCAUCGGCAGUAUGCUUGCCGCCCGAGAUGUCACCUACUUUGAUGGACUGCCAAAGCUGAUGAGCAUCAAGAGCUCCCAUGACAACAGCCCUGGGAAGCUGAAGGCGUCCAAAGCGGCGUCGACAGUGCUGUGCAACAUGUUCCAGUACAAGAAGCUGUACAGGGACUACAAGCAGAAAGGAUACACGCGCCAGGACUUUGCUGACAUGACCAUUUAAAACAGGACUGCUAUUGUUAUACUGUCACUACUAAAAACGAGCAGGCAUCGGUGGAAUAAAACAUUAUUCUGCCAGCAAUACAACAACUAACCUUACACUUCACUUUUAAACACAGAAGCACAAAUGUUUUCAAAAAUGGCAUCCAUACAAUUGAAUGUAACCAAAGGAAGUGUAAUUAAGGAGAAUGUCUCUAUAGAUAACUACAUGGAUGUGCUUUCAUUUCCCCCAUGGAUUCAAGCCCAUUUCUAUUAUUUUUCUUUCUAACAUGAAAGCAGUUACCGAGGGGGGCCAACAGCAAGUUGUGGUCGCAGGUCACUGAUACGGCACCCCCUAAAGCUUUGGCUCUGACUGUCUCCGAUUAUGUGAGCCUGACUGAGCUGUCCAAGGAUGAAGUCCUUCCGGAUUACUUCUGGCCACCUCUGUUCUGUUGGUGCGUUGUUAUCAGAGCGGGUUUCCUUAGUGAAUGUGUUAAAAGAACUGAAACACUUGGGACCAGGGUGGUGUGGCACUUCAUUCAUCAAACGUAUUUCGCUCAAACAUCUGAAAGAAUACUUUCCAUCGUUAAUAAGAACAAAGAAAAAAGCACCCUGAGAACAGUGCCGCAGCCAGGCCGUCAUGACCUCAGCCAAUCACAGCUCAGAUACACCAGCAAACACACAGAGUAGUGCUCUCUGCAGGGUUACCAAAACUCUGCAGGGUACGACUUCAGCCCAAACAAACCAAAAGGCUGUGAGCUGUGGUGGAUUUUUAAACCUAAUGCUACUGAACAGUGACGCCUUUCAGUGACUGUUUCUCGCAUAUAUGAAUACCGACUAGAUUACUGUGAAUGAUAGGUACAGAAUAAAACUAUCAUAACCAGUAUGCACACUGGCCAUAGCCUUUUGUCAUAAUUACGUAUGAAUUCAUGAUCUGCUGUGAGGUCACAUGGACACUCAGUCUUUAUGCACAUUCAGCGAUUGUGACUUAUUGCGUAACGGUGCCUUGUACCAACAGUAUAAUUCUCAGUAUUCCACAAUCCCAUCCGAAUACUCAACGUACAAUUCAGGCUAAUUUCAAAGUAGUCAAGGGAAUUUUGUUAACACACCUCUGUUGAUAACUAUACAGUAUGUGUCUUUUGAAUUGCUAUAUUUUUGUAAGACUGGAGAGUGUAAUUAUGUGAGAUGUGUAGGAGAUGUGUAUGAGAUGUGUAAGAGAUGUGUUCAAAUGUAAUGCCACAAUGGUGUGGCUAAGUGGGCACAGGAGUGGGGAACUGUAUUGUAAACGAAUGUUUGAGACCGAGUGAGAUUGUAUGUACCCUUUACAUAUUUUUAUUUUUUUGGAUAAGCAUUAUGCAUGUGUGCUCUGUAAAACAGUGGAAUAUCAAUUUAACCAGCCUUGAAGAGUCAGCGUUUGUGUUCUUUUUAUUUCAUAAUUUCCAUUAGAUUUAACAAAUAAGAAUUUUUUUUUUUCUUUUUUUUUUUUUGCUAAAACACUGUGCCUUAAGUGAAAUACGUCUUUAGUGUGAAAUUUCAGUCAUUUGAGUGGUCUUUUAAAUGACUUGUUUCUCUUUAAUGAAGCUGGAAGGAACGUGAGUAUAAUAGAUGUCAAUCAGGAACUGUGGAUCUCACCCAAAGCAUCUUUACUGUUUCUGAUUGCAUGAGCUUCAAUUUGUAUGCACAGAUUAUCUCAAUAUGAUUUUGAUUUACUGUUUCAAUUAAUUCAAUAUUUUGUGCAUGGUACUCUUUGUAUAGUGGGUGUUAAUGUCUUUGUAGAUACUUUAAUUGAAAAGUAUUUUGUUUUUAAGCAGUCGUUUGAUACUUGGAUGUAACUGAGGCUUUAUUUUUUAUAUUGAAAACUAUUUUCUAAUAUACACUCAGAGGGCACUUUAUUAGGUAUUUAUUAGACUUAUUGGUCUACUGCUGCUGUAGCCUUUCUACUUAGAGGUUUGACAUGUUCUGCAUACGACUGCUGUAAUGCAUGGUUAUUUGCAUUACUGUCACCUUCCUGUCAGCUUUGACUGUUGUGUGUGAAAAUCCGAGGAGAUCAGCAAUUUCUGAGACACUCAAACCACCCUGUCUGGCACCAACAUUCAUUCCACGGUCAAAGUCACUUGGAUCACAUUUCUUCCCCAUUCUGACAUUUGGUCUGAAAAACAGCUGAACCUCUUGACCAUGUCUGCAUGGUUGUAUGCAUUUAGGUGCUGUCGCAUGAUUGCCCGAUUAAAUAUUUGCAUUAAGAAGCUGGUGUACAGGUCUACCUAAAAAAGUGGUCACUGAGUGUAUAUGUUAAGAUAUACUGACUAAUCUAAUUAUAAUUAAGAAUAAUAUAUGUACAAUACUGACUUGAAUGUUGAAUGUGCUGUUUGACUAAGGAGUGGUGAAUUUAUAGUGUUCACAACACUGUUGUUCUUACGUGUGUUUGUUUUCCAGGCAGAAAGUCGGGAUCUGGGCAGAGGGAAUAGACAUUGUGCAUUAUGUAUAUUUUUCUUACAGGACAAUAAAACAUCCCUGUUCCAGCCACCUCAAACUCCAUAGUGCCUCCUCAGAAUGUUUCAUUAGGCAAACAAAUGCGACUGUAACCCUUAUGGUGUCAUGGUCUCUCACUGGUCAUUUGUAAUUGUAAUUAUCCUAAUAAAUGGCAAAUUAUUUUAGAUGUG